AAACUGACUACACGUGCUCAUUAUUGUACAAAUUUAUCAAGAUGCAUUUCAGUUUAGUUUUCAUGCUGAUAGCACUGAUGUUUGUGAUUGCUGAUGGUGCUUCACGUGACUGUGCGACUGUGUGUAAUGGUGAAUGCCGUGCUUCAUGCCAGUCGAAUCAGACUCAAAAACAAUGGUGUAAAAGAAGCUGUUCAGGAGAUGACGUGUGUUGUACACCGCCAGCUGGUGACGACUGUGUAGCUGAUUUGGGUGGUACAUGCCGUGCCAAAAAAUGCAAUAGAGAUGAAAAUGAGGUUACCGGUACCGGUUGCAGAAACGGCCGUGUUUGUUGUAUACCUGAAGUAUAUAUUGAAUAAUCACGACAUCGCCAUUGGACAAGCUUCGACACGAAUAUUCUACAGGUGAAUAUUAGUGAAUAAUUUAGUUUGAGUAAUAAAGCUGACAAAAAAGA
This is a messenger RNA of Saccoglossus kowalevskii, 451 nucleotides long. RefSeq lists its product as uncharacterized. The record is from RefSeq and is a predicted model, not a curated record. Lineage: Eukaryota; Metazoa; Hemichordata; Enteropneusta; Harrimaniidae.